GGCAUUGAUCACACUGUAAUUUGUACAUUUAUUGAUCCUGGUGUCUGGGGGAUUGAUUACGUUUAAAGUUAUCAAAGUGACUAGUUUAGUUUAGUUAAGUUUCUCCACCUGAGUCUCCAUCUGAGUUUGUCAGCUGUGUGUCUGCUCGGUAGCUUUUAAGGAAACCCAUUGACAGAAAAAAAGUGGCCAAAUAAAACCGGACUGCCCAAUCCGAGAAGACAAAUACUCACCCAGAUGAGACGAGUUUGGGACAUCGCUGAGUGCUCCAACCAACAUGGAGAUUUGUGUGUGUGUGUUGUUACGUUAUAGUAACAUGUAUGAGUGAAAAUGUCUUAGAACAUUCAUGUGAGCGUGUGCAUGUGAAAGGUGAAGUAGUGUGAGUGCGAGCGGGGUCUGAUGGCGUUCACCAUGUCUGACGAGGACGAGACUAACUGCACCAUCAGCCAUGAAAUCCACCAGUACCUCUUCUCCUCGGUGUAUAUACUCGUACUAGUGGUCGGCAUUCCCUCCAACCUGUACUCUUUGUACCACGCUGCUCUGCAACUGAAGCAGAAGAAUGAGCUGGGAGUUUAUUUAAUUAACCUUACUGUGUCGGAUCUGUUAUACCUGGCAUCAUUACCCCUGUGGCUACAGUACUUCUUUCAGGAUGAUGACUGGAGGCACAGGGAGUGGUUGUGUCAGCUCUGUGGCUUCCUGCUCUAUGAGAACAUUUAUAUCAGCAUUGGUUUCCUGUGCUGUAUCAGCCUGGACCGCUACCUGGCUGUGGUCCACCCGUUAAGGUUCACCUCUCUCCGCUCUAUGAGAGCGGCAUGGCUUGUCAGUGCCAUUAUCUGGCUGAAGGAGAUCGCUGUGGGUGUGGUUUUCUUCCACCAUAAAGAACUGAGCAAAAACCGCAAGAACCAAUCAGUGUGCUUCGAGCACUACCCCAUGCAGCCUUGGGAGUAUCCAAUCAACUAUUACCGCUUCACUAUUGGCUUCAUGUUUCCGCUGGCUAUUUUAUCGAUCAGCUACCUGUGUGUCCUUCGGGCCGUGGGCCGGAGCGCUGGGACGCAGCCGGAUCAGAAGACGAGGAUCAGGCAGUUAGUCAGCAGCACCAUUCUCAUCUUCCUCGUCUGCUUCUCCCCCUACCACAUCUUCCUGUUAGUGCGCACCCUGCUGGAGCGAGACUGCAACUUUAUCACAGGAAUAUUUAACUACUACCACAUGUCACUGUUGCUGACCACCCUGAACUGCGUGGCCGACCCCGCUCUCUACUGCUUCGUAAGCGAAAGUGCCCGCCGUGGCCUGUACAGAGUUAUAUUCCGGCCCGUUGCUCGGAUACUAUGCUGCUGCUUUCGCCGUGGCAACGCCAGCCCCACCAACCCAGCAACCGAUUCCCGCGAGGUCGCCACCGACGAGAACGGCCAGCCGACCGUGAUGCUGCUCACACACACCAGCAACUUAGGACAAACAGACACGUCCAGCAAAAACACAAUUUUAAUCACACAGACUAAUGAAAAGACUAUCAUACCCUUACUUAUAUACAAUAAUAGACACUCUGAGAAAAGUGUGGACAGGGAUGGAAGGCCUAGCUGUGUGAUUGCCAUGGAAGAGCAGAGCAAAAAGACAGAGAGGACUGACGAGACAGACAAGAACACCAGCAAAAACAAUCAGUAAACCAUGCUAGAGUCCUCGGAGCAAUGGGAUUAGACUGCCUGUAAACACUCAAUUGCAGCGGCUUUAAUGAAGCAAUGCUGCCCACCCAGCUGUGUUUACAUCAUCAUCAUCAUCAUCAUCAUCAUCAUCAUCAUCAUCAUCAACAUCAUCAACCAAUGGCAUUGGACUGAAAACAUUUUCUUCUCUCUCUGCAUUGAUUUCAUUGAGCCUUGGUACAAGUAACCUCCACUAUGUGAGAGUUCAACAUGAAUCUGAUGCCCUGUUUCAUUUCUCUGAUGUGUUUUUAGAAAUGGGAGCAAAUUGGAGGUGUAUUUUGAGAUUGACACAAGGUCUGUAUGCGUAAGGAGGUCACAGGUACCUUUAUUUAAUCGGGCAUUUGAGUACCGAACCCUCUGAGGUUUUCUUUAAAACAGUAGUAUUAUGUUACUACUUUCAAAUAAGAUACCUUUUAUAAAAAGUAGUUUUAACUAGUUAUUAAUGAUUUAUAAAUAAGUUACUAAGGCUUUAAAGAUCAAGUAUAAGCUCUCAUUAACUACAAUGUUUGGGUUACCAGCUGUAGCGUAGCCAGAAGUCAUGUUGUGGGUGGGCAGAGAAAAUAUGUGGGCAUGGUAGCUAAUCAUUUUGGUCAGUGCAUGAACACAAUGUGCUAAAUAAGAAAGUGGUAUAUUUAUGGUUCAGCUUUACAAAUAAUUACAUAAUACAUGUAAUGGAUUUACUGAUGUUUGCUGACUUAAGAAGAACAUGUUUCUUUGUUUCUAAUGGGCCACUGAGUAGGGAUUAAAUGUAUUAAAGUGCUCCAUGAAUAUGACCAAAAUCUACCCAUUAGCAACUUUCUACAGUAUUUUGUGGGGCAUAAUGUAACGUCUAUGGAUGGAUUUGAGACUUGUUGACUUGCAUAGUUGAUUGAUUUAAAAAUCUUUUGCUUUCAAGCAAUACUGUGUAACUUUUGCUAAACAGCCAAUGUGGCCGAUUAUUGACAAAAAAAAGAAUAAUGGUAAAUGCUAAAACAGUGUGAUAAAACAGCAGCAAGGUCAUAAACAAGUGGGUCUAAGCUUGCCGUUUGUUAUUUCUUUUGUCAAAAGUUACGCAGGCUUGCUUUAAACAGUACAGUAAUCGUUAACCCCAACUUCAAGGUUUUUAAUAACUUUCAUUGAUAUUAUACAGUAUUUUGUUUAAUUUCUUUGAAAAAAAAAUUAUGUCUUUAAGACAUGAUAAUAUUGUGUAAGCAUAUGGCUUUGAGUGACUUUAAAUUUCCACUUUGGUGUCAGUGAAUGCAGAUUGAUGUACAGCUUGUGACGGGCUUUCUGGUUUUUAAUGUGCAUGCAUCUUUGCUAUGAGAUAAUAAGACUAUUAUUAUUAUAGAUCAUUUUCAAUUGUUAAGAAUCUGUAAGUCCAUCGGUUAUUUAACAAUAAUAUGUUACAACUUUUAGAUCAAAACUUUUGUUUGGAAGUAUAACCAAGUCCAAACUUAAUCUGUUAAAGAACCUUAACAACAUCUUGUUCCACAAUCAUCAUGUUUAAAACUUAAAUAAGUGUUAUAAAAGUAUGAAAUGAUUUUCAAAAUUUCAAAAACAUGAAUUAACUCUGACUUUAUGGUGGAAGAUUUAAUUGUAAAAAGGUUUGCAUAAGCUAAAUUGCUAAAGCUAAACUGAAUUGAUAGCUUAACUGCAUGAGCAGAAGGUGAAGUAGUGAGAAUAGUGUAGUAGAAAAGUGGGAAUGGUUUGGAUUGAAAAGUUGAAUAACACAAACUGAAUUAUUGGCUUUAAAAGUUCAAUAUUGCCAAAAGAUGAUGGACAUUGUAUGGUUUUAAUUUAUUUUCUAGGUGUAAGAAACAUUUAUGAAAAUGCAGAAAUAUGAAACAAUUUGUUGGAAAAAUCUCAAAUGCAUUGCACUGCUGAAAACCUGAAAGUUGAAAUUUAAAACUGUUAGAGUUCAAACCUGAACUGCAUUACCUAAAUAAGCUAAGAGCUGAAAUACCUUGCUUAAAAAGCUGGAAGCUAAACUGGAAUACUGUCAAAAGUGGAAGUUCAAAUUAAUUGACUGAAAAGGCUGGAAGAAGAAAUACGUAUUAUUAUGCGACAUAUCCAUUGCAACGAACAAAAAAGCAUCACCCUAAAAAACUGAAAGGUGAAAUAUGUUGCUUGUAAAAAAAGGGGACUGUAUGAUUUUGCAUUGAAAAAGCUGAUAGAUAAAAUGCAUUAAUUUUCAAAAAAAGAGUUAAGGCAUGGGAAAUGCAGAUGGAUUGAAAGUUUAUAUAUGACCUAAAGUUUACUGAAAUGUAAUUUAAAUUGAAAGUAAGGUCUUUGAAGUAACUUUUAUUUUGAGUAAUA
Molecule: messenger RNA, 3986 nt
Organism: Perca flavescens (yellow perch)
Lineage: Eukaryota; Metazoa; Chordata; Actinopteri; Perciformes; Percidae
Gene: gpr68
Product: G protein-coupled receptor 68
Exons: 7
Coding region: 397-1656 (419 amino acids)
Biological process (GO): cellular response to pH; G protein-coupled receptor signaling pathway
Cellular component (GO): membrane
Molecular function (GO): G protein-coupled receptor activity
Source: RefSeq, a predicted model, not a curated record